AUGGCGACGCCUCAUCCUACCCUCAAGAUGACCUACGCCCAGCGGUCAGAGGCCACCACCCACCCUCUCACCGCAUACCUCUUCAAGCUCAUGGACCUCAAGGCCUCUAAUCUGUGUCUGAGUGCUGACGUCCCCACGGCCCGUGAGCUUCUCUACCUCGCUGACAAGAUCGGACCGUCAAUCGUCGUCCUCAAGACGCACCACGACAUGGUGGCGGGCUGGGACUACGACCAGGAGACGGGCACCGGCGCCAAGCUCUCGGCCUUGGCCCGUCGGCACGGCUUCCUCAUCUUCGAGGACCGCAAGUUCGGCGACAUUGGCAACACGGUUGAGCUGCAGUACACAAGUGGAUCCGCCCGCAUCAUCGAUUGGGCUCACAUCACCAACGUCAACAUGGUGCCCGGCAAAGCAUCCGUCACCAGUCUGGCUAACGCUGCCGCCCGCUGGCUCGAGCGCAUCCCCUACCAGGUCAAGACGUCGGUCACGGUCGGCACGCCGCGCAUGGAGGGCGAGGAGUUCGACGACGAGGAGGGCGACAGCAACAACAACAACAACAACAACAACAAUAGCAACAAGGACGAGCGCGACGGCAAGAACGACAAGGAUGACUGCCACCUGCAAUCGCCCGACAAUAACAGCAACAUCCUCCAGUUCAACGGCGACGGCAACGGCAAGCAGCCUCAACCGGGGGAAGGACGCAAGGGCAGCAUCGUAUCCAUCACCACCCUGACGCAGCAGUACGAGCCCGCCCACUCGCCGCGACUCCACCAGGCCAUAUCGGAGGAGGAGGGAGCGCUCCUCCACGGCAUCGAGGAGGCGCCCCUUAACCGUGGUCUCCUCAUCCUGGCCCAGAUGUCGUCCAAGGGCAACUUCAUGAACGCAGAGUACACCCAGGCCUGCGUAGAGGCCGCGCGCGAGCACAAGGACUUCGUCAUGGGUUUUGUGUCACAGGAGGCCCUCAACACACUGCCCGAGGACGACUUCAUCCACAUGACGCCCGGGUGCCAGCUUCCCCCCGAGCACGACGAGGACGGCAACCCCGAUGAAGGACAGCAGCAGCAGCAGGCCAUGGGCGAUGGCAAGGGCCAGCAGUACAACACCCCCGGCAAGCUGAUUGGCAUUUGCGGGGCGGAUAUAGCCAUUGUUGGCAGGGGUAUCAUCAAGGCUGGAGACCCGGAGCACGAGGCUGACAGAUAUAGAUCUGCUGCUUGGAAGGCGUACACUGAGAGGGUGCGUUAG
Molecule: messenger RNA, 1239 nt
Organism: Geosmithia morbida
Lineage: Eukaryota; Fungi; Ascomycota; Sordariomycetes; Hypocreales; Bionectriaceae
Product: uridine monophosphate synthetase
Exons: 1
Coding region: 1-1239 (412 amino acids)
Biological process (GO): 'de novo' pyrimidine nucleobase biosynthetic process; 'de novo' UMP biosynthetic process
Cellular component (GO): cytosol
Molecular function (GO): orotidine-5'-phosphate decarboxylase activity
Source: RefSeq, a predicted model, not a curated record